This is a messenger RNA of Carassius gibelio (silver crucian carp), 5017 nucleotides long. RefSeq names its product mucin-2-like. The transcript is spliced from 14 exons. Gene Ontology annotation, cellular component: extracellular matrix. The record is from RefSeq and is a predicted model, not a curated record. Bases 3538 to 4962 code for a protein of 474 amino acids. NCBI's taxonomy places the organism in Eukaryota, Metazoa, Chordata, Actinopteri, Cypriniformes, Cyprinidae. Gene Ontology annotation, molecular function: protein binding.
ACUACCCUUGUGUACACAACGAGUGUAGAAUCAUCCACUGGGUCUGAGGUUACCACUCAGGGUCUUUCUUCAACAACAAAACCAUUUAGAGCUGAAACUACUCUUUCAACCACCACACCAGUCGUCCCAUCCACUACUGUUAUUCCCGAAGAAGGAAGCACCACUGCCCAACCAUCUACAGAAUCAUCAACUCCAAGCGUAGUCUCCACAACUUCAAAAUCAUCUACAGCGACUCAAACCACUGGACAACUAACUACAACUGAGAUUGUAACUGAGAAUGAAUUGAGCACAGCUCAGACACCUUUGUCCACCACCACCAGAAAACCAAAAGAGGGGACAACUGGCCUAACAAGCCAACCAACGACCACAGCAACAACCACUUUAGAAGAGGUAACAGGCACAUCAUCUGAAACAUCAACAAGCACAGCCCUGCCAGUGUCACAAACUUCAUUGCCAGUCGUUACAUCCACACAGCCAACAACCCAGACAGAGACAACUGCUGUACCAGUAACUACCCUUGUGUACACAACGAGUGUAGAAUCAUCCACUGGGUCUGAGGUUACCACUCAGGGUCUUUCUUCAACAACAAAACCAUUUAGAGCUGAAACUACUCUUUCAACCACCACACCAGUCGUCCCAUCCACUACUGUUAUUCCCGAAGAAGGAAGCACCACUGCCCAACCAUCUACAGAAUCAUCAGCUCCAAGCGUAGUCUCCACAACUUCAAAAUCAUCUACAGCGACUCAAACCACUGGACAACUAACUACAACUGAGACUGUAACUGAGAAUGAAUUGACCACAGCUCAGACACCUUUGUUCACCACCACCAGAAAACCAAAAGAGGGGACAACUGGCCUAACAAGCCAACCAACGACCACAGCAACAACCACUUUAGAAGAGGUAACAGGCACAUCAUCUGAAACAUCAACAAGCACAGCCCUGCCAGUGUCACAAACUUCAUUGCCAGUCGUUACAUCCACACAGCCAACAACCCAGACAGAGACAACUGCUGUACCAGUAACUACCCUUGUGUACACAACGAGUGUAGAAUCAUCCACUGGGUCUGAGGUUACCACUCAGGGUCUUUCUUCAACAACAAAACCAUUUAGAGCUGAAACUACUCUUUCAACCACCACACCAGUCGUCCCAUCCACUACUGUUAUUCCCGAAGAAGGAAGCACCACUGCCCAACCAUCUACAGAAUCAUCAGCUCCAAGCGUAGUCUCCACAACUUCAAAAUCAUCUACAGCGACUCAAACCACUGGACAACUAACUACAACUGAGACUGUAACUGAGAAUGAAUUGACCACAGCUCAGACACCUUUGUUCACCACCACCAGAAAACCAAAAGAGGGGACAACUGGCCUAACAAGCCAACCAACGACCACAGCAACAACCACUUUAGAAGAGGUAACAGGCACAUCAUCUGAAACAUCAACAAGCACAGCCCUGCCAGUGUCACAAACUUCAUUGCCAGUCGUUACAUCCACACAGCCAACAACCCAGACAGAGACAACUGCUGUACCAGUAACUACCCUUGUGUACACAACGAGUGUAGAAUCAUCCACUGGGUCUGAGGUUACCACUCAGGGUCUUUCUUCAACAACAAAACCAUUUAGAGCUGAAACUACUCUUUCAACCACCACACCAGUCGUCCCAUCCACUACUGUUAUUCCCGAAGAAGGAAGCACCACUGCCCAACCAUCUACAGAAUCAUCAGCUCCAAGCGUAGUCUCCACAACUUCAAAAUCAUCUACAGCGACUCAAACCACUGGACAACUAACUACAACUGAGAUUGUAACUGAGAAUGAAUUGAGCACAGCUCAGACACCUUUGUCCACCACCACCAGAAAACCAAAAGAGGGGACAACUGGCCUAACAAGCCAACCAACGACCACAGCAACAACCACUUUAGAAGAGGUAACAGGCACAUCAUCUGAAACAUCAACAAGCACAGCCCUGCCAGUGUCACAAACUUCAUUGCCAGUCGUUACAUCCACACAGCCAACAACCCAGACAGAGACAACUGCUGUACCAGUAACUACCCUUGUGUACACAACGAGUGUAGAAUCAUCCACUGGGUCUGAGGUUACCACUCAGGGUCUUUCUUCAACAACAAAACCAUUUAGAGCUGAAACUACUCUUUCAACCACCACACCAGUCGUCCCAUCCACUACUGUUAUUCCCGAAGAAGGAAGCACCACUGCCCAACCAUCUACAGAAUCAUCAACUCCAAGCGUAGUCUCCACAACUUCAAAAUCAUCUACAGCGACUCAAACCACUGGACAACUAACUACAACUGAGAUUGUAACUGAGAAUGAAUUGAGCACAGCUCAGACACCUUUGUCCACCACCACCAGAAAACCAAAAGAGGGGACAACUGGCCUAACAAGCCAACCAACGACCACAGCAACAACCACUUUAGAAGAGGUAACAGGCACAUCAUCUGAAACAUCAACAAGCAUAGCCCAGCAGGUGUCACAAACUUCAUUGCCAGUUGUUACAUCCACACAGCCAACAACCCAGACAGAGACAACUGCUGUACCAGUAACUACCCUUGUGUACACAACGAGUGUAGAAGCAUCCACUGGGUCUGAGGUUACAACUCAGGGUCUUUCUUCAACAACAAAACCAUUUAGAGCUGAAACUACUCUUUCGACCACCACACCAGUCGUCCCAUCCACUACUGUUAUUCCCGAAGAAGGAAGCACCACUGCCCAACCAUCUACAGAAUCAUCAACUCCAAGCGUAGUCUCCACAACUUCAAAAUCAUCUACAGCGACUCAAACCACUGGACAACUAACUACAACUGAGAUUGUAACUGAGAAUGAAUUGAGCACAGCUCAGACACCUUUGUCCACCACCACCAGAAAACCAAAAGAGGGGACAACUGGCCUAACAAGCCAACCAACGACCACAGCAACAACCACUUUAGAAGAGGUAACAGGCACAUCAUCUGAAACAUCAACAAGCACAGCCCUGCCAGUGUCACAAACUUCAUUGCCAGUCGUUACAUCCACACAGCCAACAACCCAGACAGAGACAACUGCUGUACCAGUAACUACCCUUGUGUACACAACGAGUGUAGAAUCAUCCACUGGGUCUGAGGUUACCACUCAGGGUCUUUCUUCAACAACAAAACCAUUUAGAGCUGAAACUACUCUUUCAACCACCACACCAGUCGUCCCAUCCACUACUGUUAUUCCCGAAGAAGGAAGCACCACUGCCCAACCAUCUACAGAAUCAUCCGCUCCAAGCGUAGUCUCCACAACUUCAAAAUCAUCUACAGCGACUCAAACCACUGGACAACUAACUACAACUGAGACUGUAACUGAGAAUGAAUUGACCACAGCUCAGACACCUUUGUCCACCACCACCAGACAACCAAAAGAGGGGACAACUGGCCUUACAAGCCAACCAACGACCACAGAAACAACCACUUUAAAAGUGGAAACACCUUUCGAAACAUCUAAAACAGUGUAUAUUUCAACCAUUUCACCAACGUCCACUCAAAAUGUUUUCUUGUCAUCCACAACCAUGGAGACCUCAAUUGCUCCUAUUACACAAACAUUAACAUCAUUUACGAAUACGCUUCCAGUGACUACAACGUCCUCUUUAUUCUCAACCACUUCUGUGGUUUGUUGUUUUGUCAAUGGCACACAUUUUCAAUCAGGUGAUAUCAUUUACAAUGUUACCGAUGGCAUUGGUUGGUGCUUCACUGCAUACUGUAAUGCAACUUGUCAUAUUGUGAAGAUUUCAACAUCAUGUGCAACCUCCCCAUCACCAUCCAUUCCUCCUGAAACAACCACAUAUUCCAGUUCAACAACCAUAAGUUCCCCUGAAACAACACAGCUUGCCACAACUAAUACAGACACAGAAGUACCAACUACCACCUAUGGGCCUAAGUGUGAUGCACUUAAUCCACCAAGACAGCCCAAUGAAACUUGGCAGAGUGGAUGUCAAAUGUGUGAGUGUGAGAGUGAAACACUGACCGUCCGUUGCCAGCCUGUAACUUGUCCUGUUUCACCACCUGUUGCUUGCGAUCAGCCUGGACAAGUGCUUGUGAACACAACAGUUGACUGCUGCGAGAUCCAAGAGUGCAGUUGUGAUGUGAACCUGUGCCCUAUUCCCAUGAUACAGUGUCCACUGGGCUUUAUACCAUCCUUCACCGUGUCUCCAGAUAACUGCUGUCCAGAUUAUAUCUGCUCCCCCAUGGAAGUCUGUGUCCAUAAUACCACAGUGUAUCAGCCUGGCUCAAUUAUACCAAGCGAUGACCCUUGUACAUUUUGUCAGUGUGGUUGGAACGUAGAUCCUGAAACAAAUCUUCUUGCUCCAGAGUGUAUGAUAGCUGACUGCAAUGAUUACUGUCCAGAGGGUCACGAGUAUCAACCCAUUCCUGGUCAGUGCUGUGGAGAGUGUGUUAGCACUGAUUGUGUGGUUAUGCAUGACAACAUCACAGUUACCGUUCCAGUUGAUCAGAUAUGGCAACCACCUAAUGACAAUUGUGUGAAAUACCAAUGUGAGAGAGUCAAUGGUAACUCAGUGACAGUGGAGGUGAAGACCACUUGCCCUGCCUUCAAUCCUGAGAACUGUAUCCCUGGAACAGAGACAAUAGAUGCAGAUGGCUGCUGUCCAACCUGCACACUGGACACCAAAUGUAAUGUCCAGAAGAACAGCACCUUCCUGGUCAUUAAUGACUGUAUAAGCAACACACCUGUGGAAAUAACCUCUUGCUCAGGCUUGUGUGAGACCUCAUCAAUAUACUCUGCAGAAGCGAACGCUCUUGUGCACUCAUGCUCUUGCUGUCAAGAAACAACAACCACCAAGAAGGAAGUGACCCUGACUUGCGCUGAUGGGUCAAAUAUCAGUCACACUUACAUUUACAUUGAGUCUUGUGGCUGCAAGGCCUCCAAUUGCUCCGGUCAAUCGACUUCCUUAAAGAGACGCCGGAGGAGAUUGUGAACCUGCGCUCUUAACUCCGUACAGUAGAGCACUUUCAAAUUAAUCUUAUGGAAUA